Molecule: messenger RNA, 1794 nt
Organism: Myotis lucifugus (little brown bat)
Lineage: Eukaryota; Metazoa; Chordata; Mammalia; Chiroptera; Vespertilionidae
Gene: CHIC2
Product: cysteine rich hydrophobic domain 2
Exons: 6
Coding region: 16-432 (138 amino acids)
Source: RefSeq, a predicted model, not a curated record
CUUCUGGUGUGAAUCAUGUUACUUUUCAUCUUUCCUGGGACAUUACUUUGGGGAUUUGGACUGAGCAACAAAUUUGAAUCAGAAUUUCCUUCUUCAUUAACUGGAAAAGUAGCUCCUGAAGAAUUUAAAGCCAGCAUCAACAGAGUUAACAGUUGUCUUAAGAAGAACCUUCCUGUUAAUGUACGUUGGCUACUUUGUGGCUGCCUUUGUUGCUGCUGCACAUUAGGUUGCAGUAUGUGGCCAGUUAUUUGUCUCAGUAAAAGAACACGAAGAUCGAUUGAGAAGUUAUUAGAAUGGGAAAACAAUAGGUUAUACCACAAGCUGUGCUUGCACUGGAGACUGAGCAAAAGGAAAUGUGAAACGAAUAACAUGAUGGAAUAUGUCAUCCUCAUAGAAUUUUUACCAAAGACACCAAUUUUUCGACCAGAUUAGCAUUUACUUUAUUUAUAGAGACUUUCCAAGUAUGUUGUCUUUCCAAUGGUGCCUUGCUUGGUGCUCUUCUGGUGGUGACAUAACAUUGGUUCUACAGAAUCGUGUGGUGUUUUUUUCUUUUUUUUUUUUUUAAUAACCGCAUGUUCUAAGUGUGCAUUUUUGUCCAACUUUGCAACAGUUAUUUCAUACAGAUGUUUAAUACUUAAGUUAUUGUGCUCUUUUCUGUUAUGUAUUCUGAUUUUCAAGGUUACUUUUUUGUAUUAUCAAAAAAAAAUACAUUUGAACUUAGCAUAAAAAAUGGCCAGCCUUUUUUAUUUUAUCACCAAGGUAUACACAGUCUUUUAUUUAUUAAUUCCUUAAUAUAGAAAAACACCUUUGUAAGACUCUACUCAUCAUUUAUAGCAAGCACACUCUUUGUAUUCUUUCUCACCCUUUUUAAAUUUAACAGUUAUUCUUUUAAAAUAGUAAGUUUUCUUUAAUAGCUUUUUGUCAUUUAACAUAUCCUUUCUCAUACAAUUCCUAAUGCUCUGUUUACAGCGGAAAUAUUUGUAACAUUAUGAAGACGUAUAAAAAAGUUUUGAAAGGAUUUCUGGUUUCAAAGGUAGCAAGGCAGAAUUAAAUUAUUUUUUAUUAGAAUAGACAAAUCAGUGAAUGGUAUGCAUGCAUCUAAUGGUUACUAGAGCUCAGGAUCAUAAAAAUUUAGUAUCAUUACAAUCUGUGUAUAUUUUUUAUCAAGAUGAUAAUGCCUUAUUUGGGUUAUUUUUUGUUUAUCAAAUCUUAUAUACAAAAGUAUGGAAAUACUCCUUUAAAAAGUUUCUAAGGAAAAUAUUUCUCCUAACACAGUUGUAGAAUGGAUAUAUGUUUCUAAAAAGUUUUGAAAGAAAGUAAAAAUUCUAGAAUUAAAAAUAAGCUGGUGUUUAAUACCCCAUUGAUAUUUAGAACAGAUUAUUACUAAAAAAUGGAAGGCGUAUUUAGUACUGUUUUUAUCUACUAGUUUGCUUUUGGUCCAGUUAUGUGUACUUUUUUUUUUUUUUAUUGAGAAGGUGACAUUUAAGUUUAAAUUAGAUCAGCUUGUUUCUUUUACAUAUAUACAAACAUACAUUUUUUUUCUCUUUUUGGUUGUACAUAUGUCCAUGCAUUUUAAAACUUUCUGAAUGGCCUAUGUGUAAAUUUUUGUUUUUAUAAACUUGAAAUUAUACAAAUUUUAAUGUGUGUCAAGAACUUGUUCCAUACAGCUGUGGUAUCGAGCAAUAAUGUGAAUAACUUUUGAAAUUAUAUAAACUGUGCUUAAUAAUUUGUAUUGAGAAUUGGUACCACUAUACCUUUUUUCCUUGUAUUAAAUUUUUUAAAUACCAGUUUCAU